AUGGCUACUGGCUCAACAAACAAUGCUACAUCCCUUUUCAAAAGGAAGGAGAUCAUCGGAAGAGGUAAAUUCGGUGUUGUUUACAAGGCGUAUCAUGUUAAGACGCAACAGGUAUAUGCGAUCAAAGUGUUAAAUUUAGAUAACACUGAAGAUGAGGUGGAAGAUAUUCGUAAGGAAAUCCAAUUUUUAUCUUCGUUGAAGCAGGCACCUAAUAUUACACAUUACUAUGGAUCCUAUUUGAAUGACACGAAGCUAUGGGUGAUCAUGGAGUAUUGUGCAGGAGGUUCGCUUCGGACGUUACUUCGACCAGGUGUGAUCGAGGAGAAGUACAUUGGUGUUAUAAUGCGAGAGAUUUUGGUGGCGCUAGUUUCGAUUCACAGAGAUAAUGUGAUUCACAGAGAUAUCAAGGCGGCUAACAUAUUGAUUUCGAACAACGGUAGUGUAAAGCUAUGUGACUUUGGUGUUGCUGCGCAACUUUCUCAAUCAAUGUUGAAACGACAAACAAUGGCUGGAACUCCGUACUGGAUGGCGCCGGAAGUGAUCAUGGAAGGGGUAUAUUAUGAUACUAAGGUGGAUAUAUGGUCGUUAGGUAUAACUGCGUAUGAGAUUGCCACUGGUAAUCCGCCAUACUGCCACAUGGAGGCUAUCAGAGCGAUGCAGAUGAUUACGAAAUCAAAACCUCCAAGACUUGAAGGGCGAGAAUAUUCACAGCCAUUGAAAGAAUUCAUCGCAUUAUGCCUUGACGAGGAUCCUCGGGAAAGACCAUCUGCGGAAGAUUUAUCGAAGAGUAAGUUAAUCAAGCAAGAGAGAGGAACGAGCACCUCGGUGCUACGAGAACUUAUAACGCGAUAUUUACUGUUCAGAGAAAAGAACGAACAUUAUAAGCAAGAAGAAGAGCAAAACCAGGCAAAGAGGAAAUCCAACUCUUCUUUAGAUGCGAACAUGUGGGGUUCAAGUAACGAAAACUCACAGGAUGAGAUUGAUAUAAAAUGGGAUUUCGACUCGUUAAGCUCGAAGGAAUACAUCUUGGAAAACGAUAUCAAUGUUGAAGCUAUUCCGGAAGAAGCAGAUUGGAUCAAAUAUUCCCCACAAGAGGUUAACUAUGCGUACCCAGAAGAAGACUAUUACAACUCUAACAAGCCGUAUUUCCCAUAUUACCAGGGAUCCACGAUUGGACGCACCUUUAACAACAACAAUAAUACUAAUACUAAUAAUAAUAAUAACACCAAUACUAAUAAUAAUACUAAUACUAAUAAUAACCCCGGAACAGCACAACUUUCGACUAUGCACGCGAUGAAUCCGAACACAGGCAACGGCAACGGCAACAACAACAACAAUAUCUACACAACGAAUGCCAAUAGCAACAUCGCCACAAACCAGCACAACUCCCAUUUCACUAAACAUUACCAGCAAACGGCUACUGGUACUGCGAACCACUAUAGCCGUCACACAGGAACCACGACUCAUGGAACGUCAAAGAGAAGCGAGACAAAAGCGUCCAAGCAAUUACUCCAGCUAUUUGACGACAAACCUGAAGAGGUUUACGAUUUCCCAAAGCUGAGUAAGACAGUCUCAUCGUUCAGCAUCCAGCCCAAUGCUGGUGGAGGCCAUGCGGAACAUGACAACGACGGCAGGCCAGACAUACGGAAUAUACACAGUCAAAGCACACCGGCGUUAUCCAUACUCCAGACAAACUUCAAGACGAACAUGCCAGGUGCGGGCAGCUCAUCGGUGUUACCAACUCCUAUUGAGAUCGAGAUCCCCGAGGAGUUACCCGUGACGAAAGAAUCUUCUAUAACGAUGAACAUGAACAUGAACAUGAACAGUACAAAGCCGCGGUCUGCGACAGUUUCUUCGAUGACGCACAAGACGACACCUGCGUUACAGCGCAGGCCUACAGUUAGCGGACAGCCUUCAGCGCAGCUUGCUGCGUAUCGGUCUGACGUGUCUAGUGGUGCAAGCAGUGUCCCUGCUGGCGCAGCAACAUCUAUGCAGGCAAACUCUGGUCCGUCCCUGCUACCCAUGGGUGCAGGUCCGGGUGCGGGUACAGGUACAGGUACAAAUACGGGUGCGGGUGCGGGCGCGGGUACGGGUGCUUCCGCUUCCGUCCCCGCUCCUGCAGGCAUCAGCACUUCCUCCACGGGGAAUGGUGCCGCCUCCAUGGGGAAUGGCGGCUAUUCCAACAUGAGCGUGAGAUCUCCGUCGCCUACGCGUGGCUCUAACGGGGUAUCUCCGGAAAAGAAAAUACUGGACGCUGUGCAGCACCAAAGCUCGAUAUACAGCAACACACCGCCCGUAAUGAAGCAGUUACAGACAAGCAGCGACAUACUGUUGCAGUCAAUGAACUCGCCAAUGGACAAGAAAGGCAAGGAGGAGGAGCCCAGCAGAAUCAACCGUGAUUUCAAGAAGCAGCACCCAAACCUCAAGUUACAGAUGCCUUCGCCAACGACACUGGUUGGGUCGAACAAGCUAUUGGACGGCACAUCGCACUUGGAAGAGGGCGGCGGCGGCGGCGGCGGCAAUUCGGGAUCUGCCUCUGCACAUCCGCAUUCCAGUACAACCGCGCAGACGGUGAACCAGUUCGGGAUUAACACGAGCAAUGCGCAAAUCUCCGUGGCAAUGACUCCUGUUGCGGAAAAACGGUUCGGAGACUUGAAGCCGCGGAAACGGAGCACGAGUGCCAGCACGUCGAGCCGCAACAACAGCAUUACCAACGAGCACGGCGGUUCGCUGGGAAUGUUGGGAGCGCCUGGUGUACCGACAAUACCGGCGGUACCGGCAGGCGCAGGUGCAGGCGCCUCUGUCCAGGCUCAAGGAGUUCCAAUUUCAGCGUCAGUGCCCGCCCAGAUUAACACUGGUACUGCCAAUACCAGUGCAAACGUUACAGCUACGAACGCUACCGCUACGAAUACCACCGCUAGCACGACCCCAGGAAACGCCUCGGGCACAGCCCCAGCAGUUGCAGUGGUGUCGGCCUCAGUGACGCCUUCUACGGGACUCAUGAUGGACGCGCCCCCAAAGUCUCUUUCGAUGGACAUGUUCAUAGACGUUCCGGAUGACCACCGCGCGGACAGAAAACCUACUGUUCUGUCAGAACUCGACACGCUUCUCAAGCUCUUCGAAGACGGACUCACCGUGAUGGAGCUGACGCUACGCAACUCGCUCCCCCAGGACUCCCCGGAAGAGGAGUAG
This is a messenger RNA of Kluyveromyces marxianus DMKU3-1042, 3192 nucleotides long. RefSeq names its product putative serine/threonine protein kinase KIC1 (gene KIC1). Gene Ontology annotation, molecular function: protein kinase activity; ATP binding. Gene Ontology annotation, biological process: protein phosphorylation. The record is from RefSeq and is a predicted model, not a curated record. The coding region runs from base 1 to 3192 and encodes 1063 amino acids. Lineage: Eukaryota; Fungi; Ascomycota; Saccharomycetes; Saccharomycetales; Saccharomycetaceae. The transcript has a single exon.